Molecule: messenger RNA, 495 nt
Organism: Naumovozyma dairenensis CBS 421
Lineage: Eukaryota; Fungi; Ascomycota; Saccharomycetes; Saccharomycetales; Saccharomycetaceae
Gene: YCH1
Product: phosphatase YCH1
Exons: 1
Coding region: 1-495 (164 amino acids)
Cellular component (GO): nucleus; cytoplasm
Molecular function (GO): protein tyrosine phosphatase activity
Source: RefSeq, a predicted model, not a curated record
AUGGAUGGAAGAAGAUCUGUAGCGAACAUUAAAUACGUAGACGCUUCUGAAUUAUACAGAUGGAUGAAGCAAGGGCAUAAUUCACUUGGGCAACCGUUCCAAGUGAUCGAUGUUCGUGGGUCUGAUUAUAUUGGUGGCCAUAUUUUUCAAAGCUGGCAUUAUCCUUAUAAAGAACUGUCGCAUAAUCUUAUAUUACUCGAUGAGUUGAAGAAACGUCUCGAGAAUGAGCGCCUGGAGAGUAAACUAAAGGAGAAGAGUGCAACCACAUCUGAUGUCGAUGAGGAUGAAACAGUUAUAAAUGCUGUGUUUCAUUGUGCACAAUCUCAACAGCGUGGUCCAUCAGCGGCAAUGAAAUUAUUAAGACAUUUGAAUGAUGGAGAGUUAGAACAUAUACAGAUCUGGGUGCUUAGAGGAGGGUUUAACCAUUGGCAAGAUGAAUAUGGUGAAGAUGACUCGGUUACUGAAGGAUACGAACCUAGUUUAUGGGGAUGGUAA